This is a messenger RNA of Anopheles darlingi, 2412 nucleotides long. Its product is annotated as protein 5NUC-like. Gene Ontology annotation, biological process: AMP catabolic process. The transcript has 5 exons. Gene Ontology annotation, cellular component: plasma membrane. Gene Ontology annotation, molecular function: metal ion binding; nucleotide binding; 5'-nucleotidase activity. Bases 364 to 2193 code for a protein of 609 amino acids. NCBI's taxonomy places the organism in Eukaryota, Metazoa, Arthropoda, Insecta, Diptera, Culicidae. The record is from RefSeq and is a predicted model, not a curated record.
AGCCGAGCGGUGUGGUAGUGUCAUUAGUGCGCUCCGUGGCGCGUUCGAACCUCGUAAUCGCGUUGCCUGGAUGGUGAAUCGCACGAAAAACUAGUAACUAAAAUGUCUCUCUGACACGUCGUAGUCGCAGAAAGAAGGAGUUGAAGUGUUCACUGUAGACCUUCGGUUGCUGUGAAAAAGUGAAGCUGUGAUCGCAAAAACAACAGCAACAAAAAUGGCACAAUAGGGUGCUGAAAGAGACAGGCAAGCAAACAAUUGGCGGAACAGAGUCACACCACAAUCAUCAUCAUUGUGGCACACGUACUUAUAUCACCUACCUGAAGAAUCCAGCUUGCAUCGAGAGACUGAAACAGUGCUUCCAGCAUGGCGAACGUGAUUUUAAUCUCGGUUUUGCUUCUGACAACGACGCUUUGCAUUCUGGCGGCCCCGAGAGCCGGUGGACUUGAGAUGAUCAUUCUGCACAAUAACGAUAUGCACGCACGAUUCGAGCAAACCGGAGCCUACAGCAAUGACUGUCAACCAUCGGACGUUGCCAAUAACCGUUGCUAUGGUGGGUUUGCAAGAGUAGCACACAAAGUACGAGAGUUCCGCGAAAAGGAAGCGGAAGGAGGACUGCCGGUACUGUAUCUAAAUGCCGGGGAUACCUACACCGGAACACCGUGGUUUGCGGUGUACAAGGACAAUAUUACGGCCGCCUUUUUAAACAAACUGAAACCGGAUGCAAUAUCCCUUGGAAACCAUGAAUUUGAUUUGGGAGUUGCUGGAUUGGUACCGUUCCUGAAUGAGGUGGACUUCCCGGUUCUAGUAGCUAAUCUGGACCUAAGCAGAACACCGGAAAUGCAAACAACGAAAUCACUGAACCGAUCAGUCGUCUUUACCAAGGCAGGAAUCCGUAUCGGUGUCAUCGGCUAUCUUACACCGGAAACCAAGCAGUUAACUCCCGUGAAUACGGUGGAGUUUUUGGAUGAGAUCGAAGCGAUCAAUAAAGAAGCAGCGGCACUGAAGGAGCAGGAUGUUCAUAUUCUGAUCGCAUUGGGGCACAGUGGUUUAGAGCGCGAUAAGCAGAUAGCGGCCGAAUGCCCGGACAUAGAUCUCGUCAUCGGGGGCCAUUCUCACACGUUCCUGUACAGUGGCCAAGCUCCGGACGUUGACGUACCGGCCGGUCCAUAUCCGGUGAUGGUGAAGAAUGCCGCCGGCAAAGAAAUACCCGUCGUGCAGGCGUACGCCUAUACGAAAUAUCUCGGUUAUCUGCAUCUAACAUUUGACGACGCCGGUAAUCUGCUCGAACUGGACGGUAGUCCGAUCCUGCUCAACGGAACCGUGCAGCGUGAUUCGGAUGUGCUGCAGCUGCUAGAAGUUUACCGGCCCGGUAUAUUGGAUUUGGACGAGAAAAUUGGACACACUUACUCAUUUCUGGAUUCAAGCCGCUGUCGGUUUGAAGAAUGUAACAUCGGUAAUAUGAUUGCCGAUUCGCUCGUCGUUACGUAUGCAGCGAACCGUGAAACUAACGGCGAUCAAUACUGGACGGAUGCGGCCAUCGGGUUCAUACAGGGCGGUGGUAUCCGAGCGUCCUUGAACCCGGGACCAAUCACUAAGAAGGACCUCAAAACCGUACUUCCGUUCGGUAAUGCGAUGGUAGUGACCGAGGUUAGCGGUGCCACUGUUCGGCAGAUGCUGGAGCAUAGUGUCGCCCGUUACGAUGGAGUGUCCGGCUACGGCGAGUUCCUACAGAUGGCCGGAGUGCAGGUGCGAUACGAUCUAUCCCGGCCCUCGUUGCAGCGAGUGGUACGCGUCGAUGUGCGUUGCGCCAAAUGUGCAAUUCCUUCCUACGGUCCCUUGAAUGAUUCCGCAUCCUAUCGUAUCCUGCUGAGCCAGUUCCUGUACGAAGGUGGUGAUGGUUAUACGAUGAUUCCCGGGGCGCCCAAAGAAACGUUAACAUUCGGCGAGUACGAAAUUACCGAGGAAUACCUGAAAAACUACUCGCCCAUCUAUCCGGCCAUCGAAUGGCGCAUUCAAAUCGAAGGUGCCCCGAAUGUGCCACCAACGGCAUCGACGGCCGAUCCAGGGCUGUCCACCGUGACGAUCCCUACCACCACCACUGAGGGUGGUGGCGGAGUAGGGCGAUUGGGAGGUGUAACCAUUUCCACGCUCGGAAUCAUGCUGUUAGUGGCACUAAACCAUCAUCUACUAUGAGGAGUUAUGCGUCCGUUGUAUGUUUGAGUAGGUUUAAGUAUCGUAAGAUGCAAAAUUCCUCCUUAUCCUAGGUGAUACUGUGCAGGGAAGAGGAUUGAUGGUCAAAUAGAGAGUUCCUACUAAUAGGGAAAUUUGUACAAAGUUGAAUAAACAAUUGCUAAGAAAUCGCAAUAUCGAUCAAAUACAGAUACGAAUAACAAUCGUUUGAUUAACAGUGUA